Molecule: messenger RNA, 882 nt
Organism: Impatiens glandulifera
Lineage: Eukaryota; Viridiplantae; Streptophyta; Magnoliopsida; Ericales; Balsaminaceae
Exons: 3
Coding region: 286-633 (115 amino acids)
Source: RefSeq, a predicted model, not a curated record
UAUCUACAGGCAGAUGUCACACAAAUUGAGAAAAUCCCUCUUGGCUCCGAUGAAUCAUUUCUUAAUCUGUCUGAAGGGAAUUUAAACACGGAAACUGAUAAUUAUACACGCUUGUUGAACGAGUAUUAUAAAAUCGAGGAGCAGAGACAGACAAUACUUCAGCAGCUUCAACAAUUUGGCAAUUUGAGUUGCCAAGUUUCAGUUCCUGAUACACAGUAUGAUGGAUAUCCUUCUCAAGAUGGAUACGGCUCCUCUUCUUGUUGCCCAUAUUCUGGUCAAUGCUUUAUGGCUCCAUGUUCCUAUGGAGGGACCUGUGAAUAUGGCGAAACUUGUGAUGGAACUACAGGAAUUCCAUCAACUUAUUCUCAAGCUGAUGAUGUUACCAAAACAGGAACAGAAAUUCCAUCAUCUUAUGUUCAAGCUGAUGAUGUUACCAAAACAGGAACAGAUCCUGCAGCUUCUGAUACUUGUAUAAAACAUAUUAAUGAAAAGGGUGAAGAGACAAUUGGGCAAGUGACAGAAACUUCUAGGUCGAAGACGGACCUUAGUACUGUUCUCGAGGCAUGGUUUUCUGCGGGUUUUCAUACUGGCAAAUAUGAAGCAGAACAAGCUAAUAUAAAGAAAGGACAAUGAAGAGGAGGUGUUUUGGUCUAUGCUACAUUUAUAGGUACGAAGAUAAUUUUCUUUUAAGCGGCUAAAAGUUUGUGAUACUACCAAUAUUUCGUGUUGGUUGUAUGCAUAACGAUGCAAAUGAUGGUUAAGUUGGGAGGAAAGAAGAUCUAUUUUUGAAUUCGAUGUUUCAGACUAUAGACAUUGUUUUGUUUGUAUAACUAUACCAGUUUAGUGUGAGUUUUAUGGUUGAGUUAAAUACUUAGUAUCAAC